AUGGAGGUGGACGGUGACAGUGAGGAGACCGUGAUCGGAAACAAAGAAGGCUAUCGUGUUUGCUCGGACAAGUCUAUGUACCAUGCAGCUCCGUCGCAGGAACGUCGCCGCCGGUUGCUCCUCUCAACCGAUCGAGUCUUCGCCGACACGGUCCUACCAUCGCUUGUCCAACAUCCAGAUAUUGAACUACGCUUGAUCACCGACGAACCCUCCGCGCUGCUGGCAGGCACGAACAAGAUACCCCAUUAUAUGGAUACAGUGGAUGGCACUACCUUUGACAAGAAGACAGGGGCGCGGAAAUGGCUGAAAGCAAAGACAGCCGAGCUGUGCGAAUGGGCGGACAUGCUCCUGGUUGCACCUAUCGAUGCGGGCGCCCUUGGUUCGAUGCUGGCGGGGUUGACGAACACAUUGACCUUAGCACUCUUGCGGGGCUGGGUCUCUUCCAAACCAGUCAUCCUGAUCCCGGGCAUGACCGUGUCGGAAUGGGAUCACCCAUUAAGCGCGCGUCAGCUCGAUGAAAUGAACCGCUUCUGGCCAUGGAUCCGCACCGUGAAGCCUGUACUUUGGAAGUCGAACGGCCCCGAGGAUUUAACACCCUUACCUUGGGAUGGUCUAGACGAGCUUCACAAACGCCUCGAAACUUCAUUGAAUCUACCUCCAUGGGACCUAUCACUAACAAAAACCCCCACGGUAAAAGGCAGCUCGAGCGCAACUAAAUCCUCUUCAACCGUCGAUCUUUCUUCGGGAAAAGGCUCCGCUAGCAGCAAAGCGUCUGCACUUCUUUAUCUACAAACACACUGGCCGAACACCGAACACAAGGCCUGCACUCUUCCCUUGGAAAUUUGGCUCAAUAUUUUCGAAGACCAGCUGAAUGAUUGGGAAGUUGCGAAGGCAGUUGGGAUUCCUACGAACAUCCCUGUCCCUCAAGAAUGGCAGAGCCAUCUUUUAAAAAUGUCCACCCCCGCAUCCCUUGAAUAUACGAUUCUUCGAGGCUCUUUUGCCGCCAUUAAAAAGCGAAUUGACGGCUUGCCUCGCUGGAAACCCCUGUCCGACCUUGCUUGCCAUCUGAUUGUGAAAUUUUCUCGUACGGACAUCCUCACCUAUCUUACUGAAAAUCAUCUUGAUCUCCUUUGGACAACAUCUCGCCUCACCAACAUCCCCUAUCGCGCAUCUGCGAUCUACGGAAACCCCACAGUUUUGACGUGGUGGCGCGACGCCCCUGCUCUACCGAACAAGGAAUACAUGGCCGAUGCCAUGGAUGGCGCCUCUCGAGCUGGCUUCAUUCAUGUCCUCAACUGGUGGCUCAACUCUGGUCUUCCGCUCCGGUACAGUGAACGUGCACUUGAAUCCGCCAGCGCCGAGGGUCGGGUUCCUGUGCUUGACUGGUGGAAGGCCGCUUCGGCUAAAGCACCGUUUUACAAACCCCUUCCUCUUAAAGUAGGCAAGUCAGUUCUUCUCGCCGCGCAAUCUGGCCGCACAGCAUCUCUUGCCUGGUGGGAUGCUUCGGGUAUUCCGUACAGCCAUGCGGAAAAUGUUGCCCGUAUUGCUAGCACCCAUGGCCAUGUUCACGUGCUCGACUUCUGGUACCGGCUAAAGGGACCGAAGAUGAUCUUCGAUAACCAGGUCCUUGUUGGUCCAACGAAGAACGGACAUGAUCACGUUUUGCAAUGGUGGAAGGACUGUGGCCUACGCGUCGAGUUCAAGACCUGCGACAUCGAAGAAGCCCUCGAGGACGCCGUCUCUGGUGCUGACGGUCGCGUUCGCAGCUGGUGGGAACGAAAUGGCCUCAAUCUUGGUGUUGGAACAAGAGAGUGGAUGAAGCCGAAAGUGCUUUGA
Molecule: messenger RNA, 1836 nt
Organism: Penicillium macrosclerotiorum
Lineage: Eukaryota; Fungi; Ascomycota; Eurotiomycetes; Eurotiales; Aspergillaceae
Exons: 1
Coding region: 1-1836 (611 amino acids)
Biological process (GO): coenzyme A biosynthetic process
Cellular component (GO): phosphopantothenoylcysteine decarboxylase complex
Molecular function (GO): FMN binding; phosphopantothenoylcysteine decarboxylase activity
Source: RefSeq, a predicted model, not a curated record